Schistocerca serialis cubense is the source of this 950-nucleotide messenger RNA. RefSeq lists its product as uncharacterized. Gene Ontology annotation, biological process: defense response. Gene Ontology annotation, cellular component: extracellular region. The transcript is spliced from 4 exons. The record is from RefSeq and is a predicted model, not a curated record. NCBI's taxonomy places the organism in Eukaryota, Metazoa, Arthropoda, Insecta, Orthoptera, Acrididae. The coding region runs from base 9 to 836 and encodes 275 amino acids.
CGACACGGAUGAGGAAGUGCCAGCGCUAUAUAACGCGCUGCGGUUCCACAGAACUCCGUCGUCUCGAGGCUGAUUCGGUGGCAGCAAGAUACCACAGCAAAACCUUCAAGAUGAGCGCGCUGACGUUUUUGCUAUUAAUGCUGGGUGUCGCCGCCUUGAGCGAAGGAAGAAGAUUUGUGUUCGAGAACAGACGCGGAGAGACUGUGUGGGUGGGCGCCCUUGGGAACGCAGGAAAGGGAACUCCCGAAAGAGGCGGUUGGGAGAUGCGCCCUGGUUCUUCGGUCACCAUCAACGUGGACGAUUCAUGGGCAGGCCGUUUCUGGGGUCGCACUGGCUGCUCAUUCGACGGCUCCGGACGUGGCAGAUGCCGGACUGGAGACUGCGGCAACAGGCUGCACUGCAACGGCGCCGGCGGCCAGCCUCCUGCGACGCUCGCAGAAGUCACCCUGGGCGGGUGGGGCGGUCAGGACUACUACGACAUCAGUCUCGUUGAUGGCUUCAAUAUCCCCGUCACGAUGGAGCCCAUCGACAGGCGAGGCGGCGGCGACCACUACCGCUGCAACCCCGCAUCCUGCCGCGCCGACAUAAACGCGCAGUGCCCGCCUGAGCUCCGCUCCGACGGCGGCUGCAAGAGCGCAUGCCUCGCCUUCAACACGGACCAGUACUGCUGCCGCGGCAGCUUCGGCACGCCACAAACCUGCAGGGCCUCUUCGUGGCCGAGGAACUACCCCGCCUUCUUCAAGAACCUGUGUCCCGACGCCUACAGCUACGCCUACGACGACCGACGGAGCACCUUCACUUGCGAAAAAACAGCCUAUAGGAUCAUCUUUAGUUGAGCCACUGUUAGGAACACAUGAUUCACUUUCCUUCAACAACCCAGGCUUUUAACAAUCUGUUGCAAUACUUUUUUUAAUAAGUGAAUAAACAAAUAAAGUAACUUUUUACUGCUA